This is a messenger RNA of Uranotaenia lowii, 1428 nucleotides long. It is a transcript of the gene SPARC, whose product is annotated as SPARC. The coding region runs from base 190 to 1161 and encodes 323 amino acids. Gene Ontology annotation, molecular function: calcium ion binding; collagen binding; extracellular matrix binding. Lineage: Eukaryota; Metazoa; Arthropoda; Insecta; Diptera; Culicidae. The record is from RefSeq and is a predicted model, not a curated record. Gene Ontology annotation, biological process: anatomical structure development. The transcript is spliced from 4 exons.
UCGAGCUCAGUCGAGUCCUGUAGCUCGUACGGUAAAGAUCGUCGCUUGGUUUUCCUCCGUUUUUCACAACACGAUCGUUAUCCGGUUAUUCUGGAAGUGUAAUUUCUUUCUCUCUCCCUGUAGUAAAACGCGUUGUAGACACUGCAUCAGAAAAGUUCUGAACGACGACAAACGCUGCUGGUGCGCAAAAUGAGGCGUAUCGAGUUAAGCGCAGCGUUGCUGCUGCUAUCGGUGUUCUUGGUGCAAGGCACAAGGGCUCAAAUCAUGAACGAAGAUUCGCUGAUGGACGACGAUUCGGCCGGGGAAGAAUUCGACGAAGAGGACGAGGCACUACUCAGGCAGAUCGAGGCCCAGCACGUUCAGCGAGAGUACGACCGGGAGGAUGCUCUGGCCCGAGAACUUGCCGCCAAAAUAGCUGCCGAGCACUACAAUUUCCCAGAGGACAUCGAAAAUGCUCCCCGGAUGGUUGAUCCGUGCAAGGGAGUCCGAUGCGGUGCCGGAAGAAUCUGCCAGGCCGAGGGAACCGAAGCCAAGUGCGUUUGUAUCCCGGAGUGCCCCUCGGAGGUGGAUGUACGCCGCAAGGUCUGCACAAACUUGAACGAGACCUGGGAUUCGGCCUGUGAAGUCCAUCGUCAGCGCUGUCUCUGCAAUACGGAUGAUCCGCGCUGUCGAGGACCGGAAGUACAUCACGUGCACAUCGAUUACUACGGACAGUGCCGAACCAUGCCGGAUUGUUCCGAGAACGAUCUGUCCGACUUCCCGAGGCGUAUGCGCGAGUGGCUGUUCAACGUGAUGCGCGACUUGGCCGUCCGGAACGAGCUGCCGGAAGCGUAUCUGGAGAUGGAACACGAAGCCGAAUCCAACAUGACCAAGCGAUGGACCAAUGCAGCGAUCUGGAAGUGGUGUGACCUGGACGGGUACCCGAACGAUAAUUCCGUCUCGCGGCAUGAACUUUUCCCGAUCCGAGCCCCGCUGAUGGCCCUGGAGCACUGCAUCGCUCCGUUCCUGGAGAGCUGCGAUCCCAACGACGAUCACAGGAUCACCCUGCAGGAGUGGGGCAAGUGCUUGGAGCUGGAGGAGGAGGAGUUGACGGAACGUUGUGCCAAAAUUAACAAAGAGAACGAAUUUGAAAAGAUUGACCUGGAGAUCGCGGAUGAAUAAGAGGACAACGGUGACCAAAAGCUGUUUAUCCUUGCGUUAUAGAGUUUAAUUUUUCCAAAAGGCGUCGUCGACUCUCUAUAAGUAAACUGCAUUUUAGGCUUCUUCAUUUUUUUUUUGUCCUUAAAUAGACCAACUAUGAAAUUCCCACUUGUAAUAUUUUUGAAGAGGCAAUUGCAUACAUGGAUGUAAUUUUAAAGUGGCUAAAAUGAAAAUUGUAUGAUUAUUACGCAUAGAAUAUCAAUAAAAACAACGAAUAUUCUUUCUGUA